Molecule: messenger RNA, 300 nt
Organism: Phytophthora nicotianae INRA-310
Lineage: Eukaryota; Oomycota; Peronosporomycetes; Peronosporales; Peronosporaceae
Exons: 1
Coding region: 1-300 (99 amino acids)
Source: RefSeq, a predicted model, not a curated record
AUGUAUCGGAUUCCUAUCUACAAGAUCACGGAUCUGAUCGAUGCGGUCGACGACGCGUACAAAACGAUGAGCGCAGACACUUUAGUCGACAUUUUCUUGACUCUUCAGAGCUGUAUACUCUGCAUUCUGAUGGAAUAUGGAGGAAAUCAGUACAAGCUGCCACAUAUGGGCAAGACCAAGCUGCGUAGAGCCAACUGUCUGCCAAGGGUUCUGACAUGUGAGCUCGAGUUAUACAAGCACGCUAUCAGAACGCUGCAGAGUGGAGAUCGUGGCAGCGUUCUUCUCUUUGGUGAAAACUAA